This is a messenger RNA of Coregonus sp. 'balchen', 3116 nucleotides long. The record is from the annotation of a GenBank genome assembly. NCBI's taxonomy places the organism in Eukaryota, Metazoa, Chordata, Actinopteri, Salmoniformes, Salmonidae.
AUGACAACAUGUGGCUUCUGUGCAGUGGCUUCACAAUACCAUCAUCUGGUUUUAUUACACGUUUCAUUACAAUUAGACCUUUUUUUUUUUUCUUGGGUAAAGCCCCUUUUCAACAUAUGGCGCCUCCCCAAUAUAAAACGCUUAUUUGAACCGCAGUGUUUUAGCGAGACAAUUCCAUAAGGAGUAGAAACAGUGGCAACCAGGCUAGGGGUGUUGAAGAACGCCCAGGAGAGGAGGGUCUAGGUUCAGGGUUCUUCAAUUCCGGUCCUGGAGGGCCGAAACACUUCUGUUUUUUUUAUUUCUACCUGGUAGUUAAUUGCACUCACCUGGUGUCCCAGGUCUGAAUUAGCCCCUGAUUUAGAAGGAGAGGAUGGGAAAACAGAGGUGUUUCGGCCCCCUCCAGGGACCGAAAUUGAAGAACCCUGGUCUAGGCUUUUUGACCUUUUUUUUUUUAUAUAGUGAGUUUGGGUCUUUGACGGCACAGGUGUAAUAUGUCUUGUGUUCCUCUCCAGGUGAGUCGGAGGAGUUCCUGAUGAAGCUGAUUAACCGUCCAAUCAUAGUCCUCCGUGGGGAACACGGCUUCAUCGGGUGUCGUAAGGUCACAGGGACCCUGGACUCUAACCGUUCCUCCUACGACUACUUUACCCUGACCUUCAGAGAGGGGGCCUACAGCUUACAGGGUUAGUACACUACUUUACCCUGACCUUCAGAGAGGGGGCCUACAGCUUACAGGGUUAGUACACUACUUUACCCCUGACCUUCAGAGAGGGGGCCUACAGCUUACAGGGUUAGUACACUACUUUACCCUGACCUUCAGAGAGGGGGCCUACAGCUUACAGGGUUAGUACACUACUUUACCCUGACCUUCAGAGAGGGGGCCUACAGCUUACAGGGUUAGUACACUACUUUACCCUGACCUUCAGAGAGGGGGGCCUACAGCUUACAGGGUUAGUACACUACUUUACCCUGACCUUCAGAGAGGGGGCCUACCGCUUACAGGGUUAGUACACUACUUUACCCUGACCUUCAGAGAGGGGGCCUACAGCUUACAGGGUUAGUACACUACUUUACCCUGACCUUCAGAGAGGGGGGGCCUACAGCUUACAGGGUUAGUACACUACUUUACCCUGACCUUCAGAGAGGGGGCCUACAGCUUACAGGGUUAGUACACUACUUUACCCUGACCUUCAGAGAGGGGGCCUACAGCUUACAGGGUUAGUACACUACUUUACCCUGACCUUCAGAGAGGGGGCCUACAGCUUCACAGGGUUAGUACACUACUUACCCUGACCUUCAGAGAGGGGGGGCCUACAGCUUACAGGGUUAGUACACUACUUUACCCUGACCUUCAGAGAGGGGGGCCUACAGCUUCCAGGGUUAGUACACUACUUUACCCUGACCUUCAGAGAGGGGGCCUACAGCUUACAGGGUUAGCACACUACUUUACCCUGACCUUCAGAGAGGGGGCCUACAGCUUACAGGGUUAGUAAACACACACACACACACACACACACACACACACACACACCGACUACUUUACCCUGACCUUCAGGGUCAAUAAAGACAUACAUGGACGCACACAGGCUUUGCCUGAGACCUUCAGAGAUUGCCAUUGGCUUCCCAAACUAAUGUGUAUAGACCUAACACAGACCAAAUAAUGGGAUUGUAUGUUUGGACCACCAGUUCUGAGCAGUUAGACUGGCCUUUCCAGAGGAUGGUGUCGAGUCUGACAGCUCAGAUGAACUAGAGGGAGGGGCGUCACCGUGACAACAGCUUAUUGCUUAUGGUCCCACUUUAUUUAGACAGUCCAGAUAGUACCCUGGAGACACAGAUUAAGACUAGUCCUGGAUUAGGGUUAGGAUAAGGGUUAGUCCAGAUAGUACCCUGGAGACACAGAUUAAGACUAGUCCUGGUUAGGGUUAGUCCAUAGUACCUGAGACACAUUAAGAUGUCCUGUUAGGGUUAGUCAAUGUACCUGAACCAAUUAAGACUAGUCUGGCUUAGGGUAGGGUUAGUCAGAUAGACCUGAGCAGAUUAGAUAGUCCUGGUUAGGGUUAGUCCAGAUAGUACCUGGAGCACAAUUAGCAGGAUAGGGUUAGGGUAGUCAGAUAGGGAGAACAGGUUAAGACUAGUUGGUUAGGGUUAGUCCGAUAUACCCUGGACACGUUAAGACUAGGUCCUGGAUAGGGUUAGGGUUAGUCAGAUAGAAGGGCACAGUUAAGGAUAGUCUGGUUAGGGUUAGGGUAAGGGUUAGUCCAGAUAGAACCCUGGAGAUGCUCUACAGAUGGUCAUACUGUCAACAAACUAUCUGCUUGGUUAAGGUUAGGGUUAGGAUUAGGGUUAAGGUUAGGGUUAGGAUAAGGGUUAGUAGGGUUAGGAUAAGGGUUAGGUUAGGAUAAGGGUUAGGGUUAGGAUAAGGGUUAGGGUUAGGGUUAGGAUAAGGGUUAGGGUAAGGGUUACAUUUAGGGUUAGGGUUAGGAUAAGGGUUAGUAGAUACAUUGAAAUGUUUCUGAUAGUCCAUCUGUAGAUGCUCCACAGACUAUCCAAAUAAGGUGUUACCUUGCUUAUUAAAGAUUCCAAAGGGCCUGUUUCCAGGACACAGAUUAAGACACUAGUCCUGCAUUAUAAAGCAUGUUUCCAGGACACAGAUUAAGACUAGUCCUGGAUUAUAAAGCAUGUUUCCAGGACACAGAUUAACAACUAGUCCUGGAUUAUAAAGCAUUUUUCCAGGACACAGAUUAAGACUACUCCUGGAUCAUAAAACCCUUCCACUGAACAUGCUUCUUAAUCCAGGACUAUUCAUAUAAUCUGUUUCCAGGAAACCACCCCUUAAAUGUAAAAAAAAAUAUUUUACUAAUUUGGAUUUUGGACAUAUCAACAUGGUUGUAAACUGUCCCCUCUCUUUAGACUCGACUGGGAAGUUCUGGAUGGUGGGCAGCGAGGCGUCGGUGGUGAGCAGCAGUGACGCCCCCGUCGACUUCCUGUUAGAGUUCUGCGACUACAACAAGGUCGCUAUCCGCUCCGUCGCCGAGGGGAAGUAUCUCCACGGCGACCACGCUGGUGUCUUGAAGGCCAACGCCGACAACCUGGAGACCGCCACGCUCUGGGAGUACUGA